Messenger RNA from Doryrhamphus excisus (bluestripe pipefish), 1236 nucleotides. It is a transcript of the gene surf1, whose product is annotated as SURF1 cytochrome c oxidase assembly factor. Lineage: Eukaryota; Metazoa; Chordata; Actinopteri; Syngnathiformes; Syngnathidae. The record is from RefSeq and is a predicted model, not a curated record. Gene Ontology annotation, cellular component: mitochondrion; membrane. Gene Ontology annotation, biological process: mitochondrial respiratory chain complex IV assembly.
GUUUUAAAAACUUGCUCGUCAGUUUCUGGAUGUACGAGUCCUUCGACGCCAGAUCCAUGUCGAAAAAGAAUUUAUAUAUUUAACUUCACACGAAGAGUAAAGCCAUGAUGCGUUUAAAAAACAACACACGUGAGCUGGGGGAAGAAGUAAAGGACGGACCGGAAGUAGUAACAGUAAAAUGCAGCCGUGUUCUACCUAGCAACAUGUUUGUUACGUAGCUGUCCGUACAGGAAGGUUGUAUUUCCCUUCAUCUGUCAUUUAAGUUGCCAUUCGGAAUGUAUUCACUAAAAUCGCUACUGUUUUUUUACAACAGAACGAUUGGGACUUCAACCAUUCAGAGAAAUGUCGUUGCAAUUAAGAGGGCUUUUUCCUCGCAAACAUCACCUGUCUUCAAGCGAGCCGAUGCCAGGUCCAUUGGAUGGCGACAUUGCAGCUCCACAGCAGCCAAAACUGCAUCUGGAGAAGACUCCUUCCUGAAAUGGUUCCUGCUGCUCAUCCCGGCCACCACGUUUGGUCUGGGUACCUGGCAGGUGAAGCGUCGUCAGUGGAAACUGCAGCUGAUUGACGAGCUGGCAAAGCUCACCUCAGCGGAGCCCAUUCCGCUUCCUGUCGACCCUCAUGAGUUGCAGCAGCUGGAGUACAGGCGGGUGAGGGUGCGCGGUCGCUACGACCACGCCAAGGAGCUCUACAUCCUGCCGCGCUCACCCGUCGACCCCGAAAAGGAGGCCAGGGAGGCGGGUAGGCUGUCGUCCAGCGGGGAGACGGGUGCCAAUGUCGUCACACCCUUCCACUGCACGGAACUCGGUAUCAGCAUCCUGGUCAACAGAGGCUACGUCCCCAAGCAGAAGGUCAGACCAGAGACCAGGAUGAAGGGUCAAGUGGAGGGCGAGGUGGAGGUGGUCGGUGUGGUCCGACUCACAGAGCAGCGUCGACCUUUUAUGCCCAACAACGACGUGGACAGAAACCGCUGGCACUACCGAGACCUGGACGCCAUGUCUGCCGUGACCGGAGCAGAAUCCAUCUUCAUUGAUGCAGACUUUGAGAGCACCAUCCCUGGCGGACCGAUUGGCGGACAGACGCGGGUGACCCUGAGGAAUGAACACAUGCAAUAUGUUAUCACAUGGUACGGACUGUGCGCAGCCACAUCUUAUAUGUGGUACACAAAGUUCAUCAAGAAAAUUAAAGUGUGAAACAAAUUGCUGCUUUAAAUAAAUAUUCCAGUCUCCUGUUGCUCCC